Messenger RNA from Cylicocyclus nassatus, 546 nucleotides. NCBI's taxonomy places the organism in Eukaryota, Metazoa, Nematoda, Chromadorea, Rhabditida, Strongylidae. The record is from the annotation of a GenBank genome assembly.
AUGUUGCUACUGCUGCUAUUUGUGCCAUCGACAAUUGCGCAGUGGGACUGGAAUCCAUUCGCAGAACUUCAGCAACCAGUAGCUUUACAACCUUUUCGACGACCCGCGGCCGCUGCUGCAGGCAAACCACAGCACCAGGCGCUCAGCAAAUCUCAAGCCAUAUAUGGUGUUCCUGGCAGGAGAAACGCAAAUCAAAAACUGCGAACAUGCUGCAGAGGGCUGAAGGAUGCCGAUAUCGAAUGCCGGCGGCGCUUCUGCGACUUCAACGCUUUAAAACCUGAAAUGGUGAUUGGUUUCAUGGCUCAAUGUGCUCCUCGAGGGCCCACUGUUGGAAAGAUGUGGGACUGCGCAUCAUCUCGAGCUGACCACACCCCAUGUUGUCGUAGACAAGGAGUGAUCGACCAAUGUCUCGUUUACUGCGAGACUACAAAUGGAGUGCCGACGGAUUACUUGAAAUACAUAGUGUGCCUCAGCCAGUUCGACAAAAUCCGUUUUUGCUUCAAAGAAUAUCUUCAACACAACCCCAAUAUCAAUGGAGAAUUUUGA